GCGGUGACAGGCCGCGGAAAAUUUUUGGCACUCCAUUCGAAUAAAAAAACCGAAACUCGUGAUUUGAUAAAAUUAAUGCCGUGGUCGUGGGUUGACGAGAGAAGGGAGAAGCCGAGUUCGGGGAGAAGGUGAAAGUGAGAACCGUCUACGGACAUAACCUAAAAAUAAGCUGUAUGCGCGGCUAUCGCAGAUUUCACGAAAUCCACAGCGAUACGAUAUCGCUUUUCGAAAACUGUUUGACAUGAUUGUGCCAAAGUGUUGUCUUCUUUAUAAAUGACUCAUCGAAAACAGAGAUAGAGACGGAAAAAAUAUGGAGACUUGUAACGAAAGGGGCGACCGGACCCUGACUGACACCACGGUAACGCAAAGAUGUUGGUCCGAAUUAAGAGGCGUUGUCAGUGAUCUACGUAGAAAAUUGUCUGGAGUAUCUGUUGGUUCUGUACCUGGAUCCAUAACGUUUCGGUCUUUACCCGAUGGAAGGACCAGAAUAUAUUUUCUUAGUAGUCCGAGUAAUGGAUGGGAAACUACCUUAUUGUACGUGGACAUUGCUCAUUCGGAUCAUGCUAAUGGCUAUCGACUUCACUGGCAACCUGUUAUUGAAGCAAAUUUUCAAACAGUAUCGAGUACCAAAAGAUUAUCGAAGGAAGAACAGUUGUUAUGGGAAAGAAAAAGAUUAGCCACAUGGGGUAUCACUAGUUAUGAAAUUCAUUUGGAUAGUGGAAAAUUAGUUUUUCCGGCUGCCAGUAGUCUAUAUCAAUGUAUAGACACAGGAUUCAUGGCUGGACCUCUUUUUCCAUCUGAAAUUCGUAUGUCAACAUCAGGUGCAAAAUUAUGUCCACAAAUUUGUCCUUGGAACAAUGCAUUAAUUGCUCAUACAUGCUCAGGGGAUUUGUAUCUGUCCCACAGCAUCACAGGUUCUUCUGUAAGACUAACUCACGCGAGAAAAGGUGGAAGAAGUUUAGCAGAUGAUCCUCUUACUGCUGGAACUCCUUCUUACGUAAUGCAAGAAGAAUUUACUAGGUAUACCGGUUAUUGGUGGCAACCAAAAUCUAGCGAUGGCGUUUACAGAAUAGUAUACGAGGAAGUUGACGAAAGUGACGUAAAAAUAUUUUGUUUCCCAUCGACGUCAAACUCUGAUGAAAUUGACGAAUUUAGAUUUCCCAGAGCUGGCACACCCAAUGCCAGAAGUAAUCUGAAGAUGGUGCAAUUUCGAUUAACGGAAACGUUACAAAUCGUUGAUAUCGAUAUACUGGAGCUCCAAUAUCCCCUACAUAUUAUGUUUCCGUGGAUGGAAUAUGUAGUGAGAGUGGGAUGGACUCCGGAUGCACAAUAUGUCUGGGUCCAGCUGUUAGACAGGAAGCAGCAAAAGCUCGAAUUAGUUUUAUUAUCCAUAGAUAAUUUCUGUGAGCCACCACCGAACAUUUACAAUUCAGAGAAUCACUUCACGCCUUCAUCGGCGAGCGUACAAGUAAUAUAUUCCGAAGAAAGUUCAAUUUGGAUAAACGUUAACGAUCUCUUGUAUUUUUUACCGUCCAACGAUCCCACAGAGGUGAAAUUCUUGUGGGGCAGCGAGGAAUCUGAUUUUAGACAUCUGUAUCUCAUUACAUCCAGUAUAGCAGGUAUGAACAAUGAAGUGGAAGAACCGUUGGAUAGAAUGGAUAGUAUUUUCUUACAACCUCGAGUUACUUCUAAAGUUGCUUUAACUCAAGGAGAGUGGGAAGUAUUAGGUAAAAAGUUGUGGGUAGACGAAGCCAACUCAAUCGUUUAUUUUUGCGGCUUGCGCGAAGGUCCGUUAGAACAACACGUUUAUGCCGUGUCUCUUCGUCGCCCACUAGAAAUAAGGUUACUCACGAGGCCAGGUUAUAGUCACAACAGCAUAUAUUUUAAUAAGGAAUGUACGAUGCUAGUGACCGUUUACAGCUCCAUCAAAACAUUACCCACUUGUCAAGUAUUUAAAAUAUCGCAAUCAGAUUGGACGGUGGAAAGUAUUUCUUUAACGCCUGUGGGCUAUUUACUGGAACCGUCGGUUCCUGAAUCCGAAUUAUUUGCGCCAGAAAUUUAUACUCACAAAAUAUCCUGUGGCGAUACUAUUUACUCCAUGAUUUUUAAACCGCAUAAUUUUCAAAGUGGCGUAAAGUAUCCUACGAUACUGAACGUUUACGGUGGUCCAGAAGUACAAUUAGUAUCGAAUACAUUUAAAGGAAUGAGGCAUUUGAGGAUGCACAUGUUAGCUGCUCAAGGGUACUGUGUAGUAUUAAUUGACUCGCGCGGUUCUCAUCACAGAGGCUUAGUAUUUGAGAGUCAUUUGCAACACAGAAUGGGAACAGUCGAGUUAAACGAUCAAGUCGAAGUACUGAAAUGGUUGGCGGAAAGUACUGGAUACAUAGAUUUGAAUCGCGUAGCCUUACACGGUUGGUCUUACGGAGGAUAUUUAAGUCUGAUGGGCUUGAUACAAUACCCGGAAAUAUUUAAGUUGGCGAUAGCGGGUGCACCAGUUACUUCUUGGAACUUUUACGACACUGGAUACACUGAACGUUACAUGGAUUUACCUCAAAAUAAUCCCCAUGGAUAUAUGGCAGGAUCGAUUCUAACAUACGUGGAUAAAUUCCCGGACGAAGAAAAUAGAUUGUUAAUAAUUCACGGACUUAUAGAUGAAAACGUGCACUUUUUUCAUACGAGUCAACUGAUUAAUGCUCUUGUCAAAUCUGGCAAACCGUAUCAACUGCAAGUUUAUCCGAACGAAAGACAUAGUCUUAGAAGUUUGGAUGCCAGUAAACAUUAUGAGACCACGCUACUGUCAUUCUUACAAAACCAUUUAUAAAUGCAUUGUUUUUGUUCAGUUGAUUAUGACAAGAUUUUAACAAUUUGAGUGACUGCCAUUACAUUAUGUACAUAGAUUAAAGAAAUUAAAAGUUGUUUCUCGUGUCUUUAUGUUCGCGAUGGUGUUUAACACGAACCUUAUAUUUUGUAUAAAGUCCGUAACUACUAUUCAAACAGUAUUAUGAUUUUACACUUAAAAUUUACAAUAAAAACAGCUGAAAAUUC
This is a messenger RNA of Megachile rotundata (alfalfa leafcutting bee), 3045 nucleotides long. Its product is annotated as dipeptidyl peptidase 9. Gene Ontology annotation, molecular function: dipeptidyl-peptidase activity; serine-type peptidase activity. Gene Ontology annotation, biological process: proteolysis. The record is from RefSeq and is a predicted model, not a curated record. NCBI's taxonomy places the organism in Eukaryota, Metazoa, Arthropoda, Insecta, Hymenoptera, Megachilidae.